Messenger RNA from Alternaria arborescens, 1947 nucleotides. Its product is annotated as ADP-ribosylation factor-binding protein. Gene Ontology annotation, biological process: protein transport to vacuole involved in ubiquitin-dependent protein catabolic process via the multivesicular body sorting pathway; Golgi to vacuole transport; Golgi to endosome transport. NCBI's taxonomy places the organism in Eukaryota, Fungi, Ascomycota, Dothideomycetes, Pleosporales, Pleosporaceae. Gene Ontology annotation, cellular component: trans-Golgi network. The coding region runs from base 1 to 1947 and encodes 648 amino acids. The record is from RefSeq and is a predicted model, not a curated record. Gene Ontology annotation, molecular function: phosphatidylinositol binding; ubiquitin binding. The transcript is spliced from 8 exons.
AUGGAGGCAGCGUCUGCGCGCAUGGCCACUCGGGAUCGGUACGGCGCAUUUGGGGAGGCGCCCAGUUCACCACUGCAGCGCUACAUAUUACAAGCUUGCGAUCCGCAGAACUUCGAGCCCAACCUGGCCUUGAAUCUCGAGAUCUCCGACUUGAUCAAUAGCAAGAAAGGCUCAGCGCCUCGAGAAGCAGCUGUUACCAUCGUGCACUACGUCAACCACCGCAAUCAGAACGUUGCCCUCCUCGCGCUCAAUCUCCUGGACAUAUGUGUCAAGAAUUGCGGCUACCCCUUCCACCUCCAAAUAAGCACAAAGGAAUUCCUCAAUGAGCUUGUCCGCCGAUUCCCCGAACGUCCGCCUGUGCAUUCGACCCGUGUACAAAACAAGAUUCUCGAGUUGAUAGAAGAAUGGCGACAAACCAUAUGUCAGACGUCGCGGUACAAAGACGACCUAGGGUUCAUAAGAGAUAUGCACAGGCUGCUGAGUUACAAGGGCUACAUCUUUCCUGAAGUACGCAAGGAAGAUGCGGCGGUCCUAAACCCCAGCGACAAUCUCCGCUCAGCAGAAGAAAUGGCCGAAGAGGAACGAGAGGCACAAUCUGCGAAACUCCAGGAAUUGAUCCGUCGUGGUGGGCCUGCGGACCUGCAAGAAGCGAACAAGCUCAUGAAAGUCAUGGCUGGGUACGAUACCAGGAACAAGACCGAUUGGCGCGCAAAGGCUGCUGAAGAAGUUGGAAGAAUACAGCAAAAGGCAAAGAUACUGGAGGAGAUGCUGCAGGGCUACAAACCGGGCGAUCAGAUCAAAGAGGGCGAUGUCUUUGAGGAACUUGCGAAUGCCCUCCAAAGCGCCCAACCAAAGAUCCAGAAAAUGUGCGAAGAAGAUUCCGAAGACCACGAAGCCGUAGCAAAGCUGUUCGAAAUCAAUGACAGCAUACACCGAACAAUAGAGAGAUACAAGCUCUUCAAGAAGGGUGACAUAGAGGCCGCAAAUAACAUACCCCAAGGCACGCUUGGCCGCAGUGGUGCUGGCGUUUCCCAGGGUCCAAACAACACAUUGAACUUGAUCGACUUUGGAGACCCAGAGCCCGCGUCUCAGACAGCAGGAUCGUCACAGGCACCUCAACAGCCAGCAGCUGCAGGCAAUGCUCUUGAAGAUGAUCUUCUAGGACUGUCGUUGAGUGGAGAUACCUACGGACAGCAGGGUAGCAUUUCUUUGGGAGGUUCGAAUGGCUCAGUCCUAGGCAUGUCUGGAAUGGCAGUGCCACAAUCGCAAAAAGCAUCAAACCAGGCCAUCACCGAUCUCUUCUCAGCAGGACCGAAGCCAACACAAUCCCAAAUCACGUCACCCACUCCGUCUACCUUUUCACCGCCCCCAAUACAGCCAGCGCGCACACCGGAUCCUUUCGCUGCUCUUACAUCCACACCACGCCAAGGCUCACCUUUCCAAUACCAACAGUCGGUCAAGCCCCCACCAGUGGCAUCCGGUGCUGUUGAUCUACUGGGUGAUGGCAUGCCUGCGCCGUCAACCAAUUUGACACAAAGCAGCGCUACUGCUGAUGACGACGACGAGUGGAACUUUGCUUCAGCUGUGCCAGAUACUUCCAAGGAGAUAACUGUCACCAAUACGAGCAUCAAUGUUCUUUUCAACAUCUCGAGAGAAUCGGACACCACCUUGCUGAUCCAAUCACGGGUAUCGAACAACACACCGCUACCAAUCUCUGUCCUGACGCUGCAGGUUGCUGCAUCAAAGGGCGCCCAACUGCAAUUGGAGCCACAGUCUGGCGUCAACCUCGGACCACAUCAGAAGUUCGGAAUUACUCAGAACAUCCGCGUGAACAACGUGCAAAGAGGGUCGGGGAACAACGUCAAAAUGAGGUGGAAGGCUACAUAUUCCCUUGGUGGACAGCAGAAGAACGAGAUGGGAGAAAUCCCGAGCCUCGGUGUUUCAUAG